UCAUUCUUGGGCAUGCAAGCAUCAGUUACUUAUCUCAAACUCAGUCCUUUUCAGAGUCUGUUGUCUAUAUCCACAUCUCCUCAAUCCCCCCCAUCAAUGAUCAGUUGUACUCGGGACAAAUCACCCACCUAAACCCUCCCACGUUAUUAAUUCUUCUCUCUUUCAGUUGGAAUCCCACCACCAUCAUGAGCCACCUUUUCCGGCGCCGGACCUCAAUCAACAAACGGUGGUUCUUCAAUGGCGUCAACAAAGUUGAGCAGCCAUCAGAGAAUUCCCGGCGUUUCUGUGAAUUGCCGGAAAAUCCUGAAGCUUUUUCAUGGAAAUCGAUGAAGGGUCUUGUCAGGUGCCCGGCAAAUUAUGCCCCUUUAUCGCCCAUAAGCUUUCUAGAGAGAGCUUCCAAGGUUUAUAGAGAUAGAACUUCUGUUGUCUACGGUUCUUUGAAGUUCACUUGGAAAGAGACUUUUGUUAGGUGUGUUAAGCUGGCUUCUGCCUUGGCCCAGUUGGGGAUUUCCCGUGGCGAUGUGGUAGCAACUCUGGCUCCUAACGUUCCGGCAAUGCAAGAAGUGCAUUUUGCAGUGCCGAUGACUGGAGCAGUUCUUUGCACAAUGAACACACGCCAGGAUUCAACUAUGAUCUCAGUCCUGCUUCGGCAUUCAGAAGCUAAGAUCAUUUUCGUAGACUACCAGUUGCUUCAUGUGGCCCAAGGAGCAUUCGAUCUCCUCGCAGAAAACAACGUCAAACCACCAAUUCUUGUCCAAAUUCCUGAACACAACACCACCCUUCCUCCUGGUUCUGUUUCCAAUACCUAUGAGUAUGAGAGUUUUCUCGCCAGUGGAGAUGCUGAAUUUGUCCUCAUGCGGCCAAUAACUGAAUGGGAUCCUAUCAGCAUUAACUAUACGUCUGGCACGACGUCCAGGCCCAAAGGGGUGGUUUAUAACCACCGUGGCGCUUAUCUCAACGCCCUAGCAACGAUGUCUCUUCAUGGAAUGAUCUCAUUGCCCGUCUACCUCUGGACAGUCCCAAUGUUUCACUGCAAUGGGUGGUGCCUGAUAUGGGGCUUGGCAGCUUUGGGUGGCACAAAUGUCUGCCUCAGACACGUCUCCCCUAAGGAAAUAUUUGAUAACAUUGUACUUAAUCAGGUCACCCAUAUGGGAGGAGCUCCGACUGUCUUAAACAUGAUUGUGAACUCAAGCGACCGAAGGCUACUUCCUCACAGAGUCGAGAUAAUGACUGGCGGUGCACCACCACCACCGUCAAUCCUGUCCAAGAUCGAGGAGCUUGGUUUCAGGGUUUCACACUUGUACGGGCUUACGGAGACAUACGGGCCAGGCACAUCGUGCGUGUGGAGGCCCGAAUGGGAUUCUUUGCCUCGUGAAGAACAGCUAAGGCUAAAAGCAAGACAAGGAGUGGAGCAUUAUGGGCUAGAGGAAGUUGAUGUAAGAGACUCUGUAACCAUGAAGAGUGUACCAGCAGAUGGUACGACACUAGGUGAGAUUAUGUUUAGAGGGAACACUGUGAUGAGUGGAUAUUUGAAAGAUGAAAAAGCCACAGAAGAGGCUUUUGCAGGUGGAUGGUUCAGAAGUGGUGAUCUUGCUGUAAAACAUGAGGAUGGUUAUAUAGAAGUGAAAGAUAGAUUGAAAGAUAUUGUGAUCUCUGGUGGGGAGAAUAUAAGCACUGUUGAAGUAGAGACGGUCUUGUAUCGUCACCCAGCCAUUCUUGAGGCUGCCGUUGUGGCAAGACCCGACAAUCACUGGGGGCAGACACCUUGUGCAUUUGUAAAGUUGAAGGAAGGAUUUGAGGUUAGUUCUCAAGAGAUAAUAGACUUCUGUAGAGAUCAAUUGCCCCAUUAUAUGGCACCUCGGACCGUAAUUUUUGAAGAGUUGCCGAAAACAUCAACUGGUAAGAUUCAGAAGUUCAUCCUCAGAGAGAAAGCUAAGGCCCUGGGCAGUCUUUCCUGAGCUACGAAUUGCUACUAUUAUCUGACUGAGUACUGCAGAUCUUCUACUUCAAAUCAGUAUUGCAAUUUGUAUUCCACUAUUUACCUAUACAGGCCAAAUGUAUAAACUAACAUCGCGUAUAUAUUUAAAAGGACUGUAACUAAGUCUUCCAAGUUU
This is a messenger RNA of Sesamum indicum (sesame), 2114 nucleotides long. Its product is annotated as butanoate--CoA ligase AAE1. The record is from RefSeq and is a predicted model, not a curated record. Lineage: Eukaryota; Viridiplantae; Streptophyta; Magnoliopsida; Lamiales; Pedaliaceae.